This is a messenger RNA of Leptonychotes weddellii (Weddell seal), 711 nucleotides long. NCBI's taxonomy places the organism in Eukaryota, Metazoa, Chordata, Mammalia, Carnivora, Phocidae. The record is from RefSeq and is a predicted model, not a curated record.
UCACUCGCGUGCAGAACGCGAACGCCGACUACUCCCGCUCGCGUCCCGACUUCCUUCUGGGAGCCUAAUAAACCUGGGGGAAGUUUUAAUCAUUCCGCAGCGAGCCUGGCUCUCUCACUGGGCAUGCUCAGUGGCCGGGCCCCGCUCGGGUGGUGAGUGGCUGUCUUGAGCGCAGGGCUCGGGUCGGCGGCCGCUUGGGCUCGGCUUCCAGGAGUGCGGGCUGGCCACUGCAGCCCCUGAGCCGGGAGCCAGACGCGCCCCGCCGCCCCCGCCCGGACGCAGGGCCUCGCCAGAGCCGCGUUGUUCCGGAACCCGGGGGCCCCCAACUUUGCGCCAACUUCGGAACCGCCCUCUGGGGGAGCCAUGCAAAUGAUGACCAGGGACGUCCUGCUAGAAAUGGACCAGGAGGAGGAGGACGACGACGACGGGGAUAUCGGUGAUGUUGCUGCCUCCAAGAGGCCUUUUCUGACUCCUCACCCAUCCAGGCUGGGGUUGGACAACCUCGAACAGACAGCCGUCUCCAAUUUUGGAGUACUGGAAAGUCAGCCUGAUUUCCGAACCCCAGAGUUUGAAGAAUUUAAUGGAAAACCCGACUCCCUCUUUUUUAAUGAUGGUCAGCGAAGAAUCGACUUUGUUCUAGUAUAUGAAGAUGAAAGUAGAAAAGAAACCAAUAAAAAGGGUUCAAGUGAAAAACAAAGGGUAAGAUUUUGU